AUGCGUAGCAUCAAAUAUAUUCCUUUAUUUCUCUCAUUCAAUUAUGCAUUGGGCGCCGUAUUUAUACGCAGAACCGCAACAGAUCCGCCGGUAGAACAGCAGCCAUUGACAAACGCUGCUAUCGAAGCACUCCCCUCCUACGAUCCUGUUAGAGUUGCUACUAUCCAUUAUGAAUACACCGGAUCCUCAGCUGAAGUGCCGCAAGUACAGGCCGAGCUGUCGGCAAUGCAGUUCAUUUUCCAGCAAUAUGGUUUUAGCGUCACAGACCUAGCGAUCCCCCUAUCUUCAAGUUCAGAUGCCCAGGCUUUUUUGGAAACAGAAAUUGCGUCACUGUAUGAUGGGCUAAGCGACUCUGGGUCACUUGUGAUCCUUAUAUAUGGGGGCCAUGGUAGCCCAGGUGGGCUUUGGUCAAUAAACACAGGCACAUUCACAAAUCCUAUAAUUAUUCAAGUUGACUGGGGCAGCAUUGACGCCAAUAUCAUUACUCCAACAGGUGUCGAUACUUUCCAAAUUAUAGACACAUGUUUUGCUGGCUCGUUUGUCGCUGCAUCAAAUGACAUAGACCCCGCUUCGUUUAAGGGUCGCGCAGGUUUCAGUGUUAUAGCAUCUGCAAGUGCUAGUAGCACUGCUGGCGCAAAUCAGUUGGCAUUUACCAAGGCGGUUAUAAAUACUUUGGCUCCUGCUGAUGGUGCUCUUCCUGCUAAUUUUACACCUUCAAGCCUUUUCAAUGCCCUUCCAGUUGUAGGCCAGACUUAUGCAAAGAUUACGUUGGAUCAGGUAGAAGUUGAUGCUAUGAUUUCUGGGUCAUAUAGACCUCAAUUUUAUGAGCUAGGUACAACUAUUGGAGUGCCUGGUACUGCACCGAACACACAUAAAAUUGGAUACUUGAGUUGUUAG
Messenger RNA from Trichoderma harzianum CBS 226.95, 897 nucleotides. RefSeq lists its product as hypothetical. The record is from RefSeq and is a predicted model, not a curated record. The transcript is spliced from 2 exons. Lineage: Eukaryota; Fungi; Ascomycota; Sordariomycetes; Hypocreales; Hypocreaceae. Bases 1 to 897 code for a protein of 298 amino acids.